AAACACAAAUCCUCUUACAUAAACUCUCCCACCAAGCGAAUCCCUCGCCGGAGAGUCUUGCCGUCGCUGCUUCAUAUAAAGUUACUGUUGAGGUUUCUGUUCAUGGCGGGACAGUCAAGAAAAUGGAUGAUAUUAGUCGCCACAAUUUGGAUUCAAGCCUUCACAGGAACAAACUUUGAUUUCUCAGCGUAUUCAUCGGAUUUGAAAUCCGUUUUGGGGAUUUCCCAAGUGCAGUUAAAUUACUUGGCGACGGCCUCCGAUUUAGGAAAAUUUUUCGGGUGGUCUUCAGGUUUGGCGCUCAUGUAUUUGCCUUUAUGGGUCGUUCUUUUCAUGGCGGCUUUCAUGGGAUUCUUCGGUUACGGCCUACAAUGGCUUGUUAUCAGAAAUAUUAUCUCUUUGCCUUAUAUUUUGGUUUUUCUUCUAUGUUUGUUAGCUGGAUGCAGCAUCUGCUGGUUCAACACUGUGUGUUUCGUUCUUUGCAUCAGAAAUUUCCCUGCAAAUCGAGCUCUGGCUCUCUCACUUACAAUCAGCUUCAAUGGAGUGAGUGCAGCCCUAUAUGCCCUUGCUGGCAAUGCAUUCAACUCUUCAUCAAGUUCAUUAUAUCUCCUUUUAAAUGCUCUUGUUCCUCUCCUCGCUUCUGUUGCAGCCCUCAUUCCAAUUCUUCGCCAGCCUUCUUUAGACCCUCUUCCCCCUGAUGGAGUUAAACGCGACUCUCUCAUUUUUCUCAUAUUGAAUUUCAUAGCUGUUCUCACUGGAGUCUAUCUCCUUCUCUUUGGCUCAAACUCAUCAGGUGCAACAACAGCUCGUCUCCUCUUUGGUGGAGCCCUUUUUCUUCUUGCUUUUCCAUUGUUUAUUCCCGGUAUUAUAUAUGCUCGAGACUGGUUUCGUCGUACAAUCCAUUCGAGUUUUCGCCUUGAAGGCUCUGGUUUCCUUCUUGUUGAUGUUGAUGACCUCGAGCUGCAUAAAGAGCUCCUUACCCGUGAGGCAGGUAGCUAUGGAAAUAGUCAUCUUUUAAGCGAAAAUGAUGUUUCUACUUAUAGUAUUACUAGAAAGAAGAGCACUGAGAGUGAUGGAUGCUGUGAGACAGUGAUGGGGAAAGAUCAGUUAGCAAUGCUUGGAGAGGAGCACUCGGCGAAGUUGCUUGUGCGCAGACUGGAUUUUUGGCUAUAUUACAUUGCAUAUUUUUGUGGGGGAACCAUUGGCCUUGUUUACAGCAACAAUCUCGGACAAAUUGCACAAUCCCUAGGACAAAGCUCCAGCACGACCACUCUUGUCACUCUCUAUUCUUCCUUCUCCUUCUUCGGCCGCCUGCUUUCCGCUGCACCUGACUACAUUCGCACGAAGAUGUAUUUUGCGAGAACGGGAUGGCUGGCGAUUGCGCUAUUGCCAACGCCGGUAGCCUUCUGUUUGCUGGCCGUAUCGGGGCAGUCAAUGGCAUUACAUGCAGGUACAGCACUAAUUGGAUUGAGCUCGGGGUUCAUAUUUGCGGCUGCAGUAUCAAUAACAUCCGAAUUGUUUGGACCGAAUAGCGUAGGAGUCAAUCACAACAUUGUGAUCACCAACAUCCCAAUAGGUUCACUUGUUUAUGGAGUUCUUGCUGCAAUAGUUUAUGAUGCAAAUGUGAGGUCUGGCCUUAAAGAUAUCAUCACAGACUCGGUGGUGUGCAUGGGGAGACAGUGUUAUUUCUUAACAUUUGUGUGGUGGGGAUUCCUAUCGCUUUUGGGUUUAGUCUCCAGUGUGCUUUUGUUUUUGAGGACUAGGCCUGCUUAUUAUCGUUUUGAAAGAAAUCGUUUAACGCAAUUGUAUUAAGAGAGAUCAAUCAUGUUAAUUCAUUAGGGGUAACUAGGCAUCAAAUGUAUAGAUUCAUUAAAUGUUUACUUGUAUUCAACCUCUAAAUUAAACAAACAAAAGAAACAUUUUUGUAUUCAGAGGCAGCACUAAACAAAUUCAAUAAUGCAGUAUUUA
Messenger RNA from Pistacia vera, 1965 nucleotides. RefSeq names its product protein NUCLEAR FUSION DEFECTIVE 4-like. Lineage: Eukaryota; Viridiplantae; Streptophyta; Magnoliopsida; Sapindales; Anacardiaceae. The record is from RefSeq and is a predicted model, not a curated record. The transcript has 3 exons. The coding region runs from base 103 to 1809 and encodes 568 amino acids. Gene Ontology annotation, cellular component: membrane.